AUGCCCUUCUUCCAGUCCCCAAAGACCGGGAAGGCUAAGCGCAAAAUCAAGGCCUACUACCAGCCGACCCUCCGCUCCCUGGAGACAUUCCUCGGAGGCUACCGGGGAUAUAACGAAACGAGAGCCGAGGGGACGAGCACCGCAGCAUCCGCGGAAACCCCUACGACAAUGAAACGCCACACACAAAAAGGCCAGCAGAACUUACCAGCAGAACAACCCGAUAUCGGGGAAAUGCUGCACAGCCAGCCCAAGCUCCAGCAACACAAACAGAUGGGUCACUAA
Molecule: messenger RNA, 282 nt
Organism: Pelobates cultripes (western spadefoot toad)
Lineage: Eukaryota; Metazoa; Chordata; Amphibia; Anura; Pelobatidae
Source: the annotation of a GenBank genome assembly